Selaginella moellendorffii is the source of this 902-nucleotide messenger RNA. Its product is annotated as photosynthetic NDH subunit of subcomplex B 3, chloroplastic. The record is from RefSeq and is a predicted model, not a curated record. Gene Ontology annotation, biological process: P450-containing electron transport chain. Bases 29 to 568 code for a protein of 179 amino acids. Lineage: Eukaryota; Viridiplantae; Streptophyta; Lycopodiopsida; Selaginellales; Selaginellaceae. The transcript has 4 exons. Gene Ontology annotation, molecular function: 2 iron, 2 sulfur cluster binding. Gene Ontology annotation, cellular component: mitochondrion.
CAGAUAAAUUCUCUCUUUUUUGCUCUCUAUGGCUGUCUCACCCGCAUUCUCCAUAUGCCAAUGCGAGUUUUCAAGUCCUUUGCGAUUCAUUCCAAGGAAGAAAGCCAGGCCAUUGUUCUCAAAUCUACAAGAUGGUAGUGAGCAGCCAAGCAGCGAGCCAGCAGCGAUAGAGCUCGAAUUUUUGGGGGUAAAAAAGCAUCCAAACUUCAGCAAUUUCCAAGGUUUUUUUCUGUGUGUGUGUGCUGUGCAGCCCGAUGGCAAAGGGGAUGUGUUGAAAACGAGUGUCAAGAGCGGUGAGAAGGUGCUCAGGAAUGUGAUGCGCGAGAACAAGCUCGAGCUCUACGGAUUGUACGGCAAGCUGAUGAACUGUGGAGGGGGUGGCAGCUGUGGAACUUGUAUUGUGGAGAUUUUAGAGGGACAAGAGCUGCUAAGUCAGCCAACCAGUGCUGAAAAGAAGCAUCUCAAACAGAAGCCUGGUACUUGGAGGCUGGCUUGCCAAACAAUUGUUGGAGAUAAGUCUAAUGCUGGCAGGGUGGUUGUUCAGAGAUUACCACAGAAGAAGAAAUAGAUUCCAAAAGUUUCUUUCUAUAUACCUGCACAUAAAUUUCCCAUCUUUUUUCAGAAGUUGUUUGGUAGCAGCAGAAGUGAAAGGUUUUUCUUCCAGUGAGCUCGUUACAACAGCUCUGUGAUCUGCAAGCCAGUAGUGUGAAGAUCAAAGAUGAAGGUUGAGAGAAGAAACGUACGUUAAUUGGCAUUUCGUUGAUGAUCACGACACAGCCUUCCUCGAUGCUGCGAAGUGUGGAUACUUCGCCACCAACAACGAUGUUAAGCACGACACCAUCUGGAAAGAAGAGAACAAUAAUCUAUCACAAGAGAUAAACACGGAACUACCACUUACUGGA